AUGUCAGCCCUACCCAAGGCCAAUCUCCAUGCCCAGCAAAAGUGGACUCUUCCCCACACGAUCCCGACCCCGUAUAGAACCACUCCUAUAUCGGACCGCCGGAUCACCCGUCACUACACAAGCCAGUUCAUUCUACCAACGACAACUGUAACAACAGCCACAAUCCGCAGUUUCUACAACAAGACCAGCUGCACAAUCAACGGCAGCAAUCACACUGCAACAAUAGCCCCCAAGAUUCCCUGA
Molecule: messenger RNA, 243 nt
Organism: Penicillium canescens
Lineage: Eukaryota; Fungi; Ascomycota; Eurotiomycetes; Eurotiales; Aspergillaceae
Exons: 2
Coding region: 1-243 (80 amino acids)
Source: RefSeq, a predicted model, not a curated record